This is a messenger RNA of Rhizoctonia solani, 1164 nucleotides long. RefSeq names its product mitogen activated protein kinase kinase. Gene Ontology annotation, biological process: protein phosphorylation; intracellular signal transduction. Gene Ontology annotation, molecular function: MAP kinase activity; ATP binding. Gene Ontology annotation, cellular component: cytoplasm; nucleus. The coding region runs from base 1 to 1164 and encodes 387 amino acids. The transcript is spliced from 9 exons. The record is from RefSeq and is a predicted model, not a curated record. Lineage: Eukaryota; Fungi; Basidiomycota; Agaricomycetes; Cantharellales; Ceratobasidiaceae.
AUGCCCGACCAACCAGCCAAGGAUGCCUCCAAGUCCAAACACGCACAUGCCGCGUCCCAGAGCCAGCCAGCACCCCGCAAAGUCCGUUUCAACGUCGGUACCCAGUACCAGGUACUCGAUGUCGUCGGAGAAGGUGCAUAUGGUAUAGUCUGUUCGGCGUUGCACAGACCCACCAGCCGCAAAGUAGCAAUAAAGAAGAUUGCACCGUUCGACCAUUCCAUGUUCUGUUUGCGCACCCUACGAGAACUCAAACUCCUCAAGUUCUUGUCCGAGGCUGGUGUCAGCGAAAACAUUAUUUCUAUUCUGGACAUCAUUAAACCUCCUUCGCUCGAGGCGUUCAAAGAGGUCUACUUGAUCCAAGAGCUCAUGGAAACUGAUAUGCAUCGAGUUAUCCGAACGCAGGACCUUAGCGACGAUCAUGCCCAAUAUUUUAUCUACCAAACGCUUCGCGCCCUCAAGGCACUACACAGCGCUGAUGUCAUCCACCGUGAUCUCAAACCCUCCAACCUGCUCCUAAACGCGAAUUGCGAUCUCAAGGUCUGCGACUUUGGUCUUGCACGGUCCGUUCGGACGGCCGAGCCUUCGGGCACCGAAACAGGCUUCAUGACGGAAUACGUUGCGACGAGAUGGUAUCGCGCACCCGAAAUCAUGCUUACGUUUAAGCAGUACACCAAGGCAAUCGACGUCUGGUCCGUUGGUUGUAUUCUCGCGGAGAUGUUAAGCGGAAAGCCCUUGUUCCCUGGACGGGACUACCAUCACCAGUUGACUUUGAUCUUGGACGUGCUAGAUCCUCACACAUCGUUACAAGGCACACCCACGCUAGACGAGUUCUACGCGAUCACCACCCGACGAUCCCGCGAUUACAUUCGUGCACUCCCAUUCCGGAAACGUCGACCAUUCGCCCAGUUAUUCCCGAAUGCUUCUGCGCUCGCCGUGGACUUUUUGACGAAAACUUUGACCUUUGAUCCCAAGAAGCGAAUCACUGUUGAGGACGCACUCUGCCACCCUUACCUAGAGGCAUACCAUGAUCCCGAUGAUGAGCCCGUUGCCCCUCCUCUGGACCCCGACUUUUUUGAGUUUGAUCUGCACAAGGACGACAUUAGCCGAGAGCAGCUCAAACAACUUCUAUACGACGAGAUCAUGACCUUCGUGCCAGUUAUAUAA